Mesocricetus auratus (golden hamster) is the source of this 1121-nucleotide messenger RNA. It is a transcript of the gene Mmachc, whose product is annotated as metabolism of cobalamin associated C. Gene Ontology annotation, biological process: cobalamin metabolic process. Gene Ontology annotation, cellular component: cytoplasm. The record is from RefSeq and is a predicted model, not a curated record. Gene Ontology annotation, molecular function: demethylase activity; FAD binding; cyanocobalamin reductase (cyanide-eliminating) (NADP+) activity. The coding region runs from base 70 to 909 and encodes 279 amino acids. Lineage: Eukaryota; Metazoa; Chordata; Mammalia; Rodentia; Cricetidae. The transcript has 4 exons.
UUGAAGCAUACAAGCUCAAGUUAACUAUGAGACUCCAUUUCCCAGGAAGCUCAGCGUUCAGCGUGCGCUAUGGAGCCGCGUGUCGCAGAACUGAAGCUGAAGAUUGAGGACAGCUUGUGUCCUUUUGGCUUCGAGGUUUACCCCUUCCAGGUGGCAUGGUACAAUGAACUCCUGCCUCCAGCUUUCCACUUGCCCUUCCCGGGACCUACCCUGGCCUUCCUGGUACUCAGCACACCUGCUAUGUUUGAUAAAGCUCUCAAACCCUUCUUGAAGAGCUACCACCUCCAACCACUGAGAGACCCAGUGGAUCAGUGCGUAUCCUACCACCUGAGAAGUGUUGCAGAGAAUUUUCCAGAACUGCAAAUGGAAAUCAUUGCUGACUAUGAAGUUCACCCCAACCGGCGCCCUAAGAUUCUAGCCCAGACCGCAGCUCAUGUGGCAGGUGCUGCUUACUACUACCAACGAAAAGAUGUGGAUGCUGACCCAUGGGGGACCCAGCACAUAGCAGGUGUGUGCAUACACCCCCGAUUUGGGGGCUGGUUUGCUAUCCGAGGGGUCAUGUUGCUGCCAGGGAUUGAAGUACCAAACUUGCCACCCAGAAAGCCCCCUGAUUGUGUCCCUACAAGAGCUGGCCGCAUCACUCUGCUUGAAAGCUUCAAUUUCCAUUGGCGAGACUGGACAUACCGGGAUGUUGUGACUCCUGAAGAGCGGUACUCAGAAGAACAGAAGGUCUACUUUUCCACUCCACCUGCCCAACGCUUGGCCCUAUUAGGCUUAUCUCAGCCCUCAGAACACCCUAGCACUACAUCUGAGCAUCCUAGUUCCAUGCUUACCAAGCCUCAGGAUUCCAGCAGAGCUCGAAGCUGGCUUAGCCCCAGAGUCUCACCACCUGUAUCCCCAGGCCCUUGAUACCUUUUCCCUUGUGGGAUUCCCACUUAUGGUAGAUUUAUUUUGGGUGGAAUUUGGGUUUUAAAAAAGCACUUUGAGCCCAGUGGGGUGGCACAAACCUUUAAUCACAGCAAUCAGAGACAGAGGCAGGUGGAUCUCUGAUUUCCAGACCAGCCUGGUCUACAAGAGCUAGUUCCAAGAGAGCCUCCAAAGCUACAGAGAAACCCUGCCUU